This is a messenger RNA of Phaedon cochleariae (mustard beetle), 993 nucleotides long. The record is from the annotation of a GenBank genome assembly. NCBI's taxonomy places the organism in Eukaryota, Metazoa, Arthropoda, Insecta, Coleoptera, Chrysomelidae.
AUGAGUGAUAGUAGCGAUGAGAAUGAUUCUCAGUAUGUUUUAUACAGAGAUAGACCUGAAUGGAAAAACGUAACUCCUUUAAAACAAGACGAUGCCGACGAGCCUGUAGUAGCUAUUGAUUAUACAGAAGCUUUUGUCGAUUGUUUCGAUUACUUUCGAGCAAUUCUGAAAAACAAGGAGAUUUCUGAGAGAGCCCUAGAACUUACUCAAACUGCUGCACAUUUAAAUCCUGCUAACUACACAGUGUGGCAAUACAGACGGGAUAUACUCAAAGGACUAGACAAAGACUUGAAUGAGGAGUUAGAUUACAUUGAAACUGUCAUCUUGAAACAGACCAAGAACUAUCAAGUGUGGCAUCAUCGUAAAGUCAUAGUAGAAUGGCUUAAAGAUCCGUCUAAAGAAAAGUAUUUAACUGAAGCUGUACUAACCAAAGAUGCUAAAAACUAUCAUGCUUGGCAACAUAGACAAUGGGUUAUCAAAACCUUCAAAUUGUUCGAUGGGGAGCUAGAUUAUGUUGACUGCUUGAUAACUGAUGAUGUCAGGAAUAAUUCUGCUUGGAAUCAAAGAUAUUUCAUUAUAAAUAACACAACUGGAUUCACAGAAGAAGUACUCAAAAGGGAAAUUGACUAUACACUGUUACACAUUAAAAUUGUUACAGAAAAUGAGAGUGCCUGGAAUUAUUUGAGAGGGCUCCUGCUUCAUGCCAAGGAAGGGCUGAGCAAAAACAAAAGGGUGUCGGACUUUUGCGAAGAGCUCUACGCAUCAGGCAACCGGUCUCCAUUCCUUCUGGCCGUCAUCGUCGACAUGUGUUGCGAAGUGGCCUCUGACGGGGCUGGAGACACCAGAUAUACCGUCGAGAGAGCCAAAGAACUGUGCGGCGAGCUCAUGACCAAGUACGACAAGGUCAGAGCCAACUAUUGGCAGCACAUGAUCGAAACGAUGGAUAAUGUGGGAAAAAAGGGUACAGAAGAUGAAGGAAGUAGUGUGAAUUGA